GCGUCGUGACGUCAUUUCCUGCGCGGUAGUUUUUGGUGAAAGUUCGGUCCUCUGAGAUUUUUAGUCAAUAAUCAACCAUAAACAACAAACUGACGAUGCCUCCUAAAACUAAGGCGGCGGGGAAAGGCAAAGCACCUGCAAAGCGGAAGCUGGCUGAGGAGUUUCCUCCAGGAGAGGUUCUGACAGACAUGGGAAAGAAAUCCUGGAAGCUGGGUGCUCCAGUCGGCAAGGGGGGUUUUGGGCUCAUAUAUCUGGCUGAACAAAACACUGAAAAACCGGUUGGUGCUGAUGCUCGCUACGUCAUUAAAGUGGAGCCCAAGGACAACGGACCACUGUUCUCUGAGCUGCAUUUUUACAUGAAAGCUGCCAAGCCUGACAUCAUUCAGAACUGGAUGAAGUCCCACAAGUUAAAGCAUCUGGGGGUUCCCAGGUACUGGGGCUCAGGUCUGCAUCAGAAGGAAGGAAAGGGGUAUCGCUUCAUGGUUAUUGACAGACUUGGCACGGACCUGCAGAAGAAGUUUGAGGAAUGUGGAAAGAGAUUUCCCAGGAAACUGGUCCUGCAGCUCGGCCUUCGACUGCUGGACAUUCUGGAGUUUAUUCACGAGAAUGAGUACGUGCACGCUGAUGUCAAGGCGUCAAACCUGAUGCUGAGCCACAGCGAUCCAAACCAGGUUUACCUGGUUGAUUAUGGGCUGGUGUACAGGUACGCUCCCGACGGCAACCUCAAAGAGUACAAGGAAGACCCAAAGAAAUGUCACGACGGUACCAUCGAGUUCACAAGCAUCGACGCCCACAAAGGAGUAUCUCCUUGUAGGCGUGGCGACCUGCAGAUCCUGGGUUACUGCAUGGUUCAGUGGUUGUGUGGGCAGCUGCCAUGGGAGGACAAGCUGCAGGACCCCCAGUAUGUCAGAGACUCCAAGAUCAGGAGCCAAGAAAACAUCACAGAGUUUCUGUCUCAGUGUUUCUCCCCCCAGGACAAGCCAGAUGAGAUCCAGAAGUUCAUGGAGGAGGUGAAAUCUCUGGGAUACAAAGACAAACCGCCGUACGAGAAGCUGCGCUCCAUCCUGCUGAACGGACUGAAGGCCAUCAAGGCGAAAGAUGACGGCCAGCUGGAGUUUCCACCUGUCAGUGAAGCUCUGGCACCUCCAGUCAAGAAGACGAUCAAGAGAAAGAAAGCAGCUGAGAAAGUAGAGGACAAAGACGAUGAUGGAAGUCCGGUCCAAAAACGAGCAUCAAAGAUAAAAGAAGUUAACGGCGUCAAGAAAAGUCCCAGAGCUGCUCCCAGACCUCGAAAGGCCCCUGUGGCUAGAAAACGGGGGGACCCCAAAUCCACCCAGAUGUCACCUGGACUCGCCAAGACGUCCAGAGGAAGGAAGAAAACCACUUCGUAAC
Nematolebias whitei (Rio pearlfish) is the source of this 1392-nucleotide messenger RNA. RefSeq names its product VRK serine/threonine kinase 1 (gene vrk1). The coding region runs from base 96 to 1391 and encodes 431 amino acids. Gene Ontology annotation, molecular function: ATP binding; protein serine/threonine kinase activity. Gene Ontology annotation, cellular component: cytoplasm; nucleus. Gene Ontology annotation, biological process: signal transduction; peptidyl-serine phosphorylation. NCBI's taxonomy places the organism in Eukaryota, Metazoa, Chordata, Actinopteri, Cyprinodontiformes, Rivulidae. The record is from RefSeq and is a predicted model, not a curated record. The transcript is spliced from 13 exons.